Talaromyces amestolkiae is the source of this 1272-nucleotide messenger RNA. RefSeq lists its product as uncharacterized. The record is from RefSeq and is a predicted model, not a curated record. Gene Ontology annotation, cellular component: cytoplasm. Gene Ontology annotation, molecular function: protein binding. NCBI's taxonomy places the organism in Eukaryota, Fungi, Ascomycota, Eurotiomycetes, Eurotiales, Trichocomaceae. Bases 1 to 1272 code for a protein of 423 amino acids. The transcript has 6 exons.
AUGAAUGUCAAUAAGAAAUUAGAUCGCUUCAAGCAAUGGGCUGGCGAAAGAAUGGGAGGAGAAGUCAAGACCAAUGUCUCUGACGACUUCAAAGCUUUGGAGACAGAAAUGAACUUGCGACACGAUGGCAUGGAAAAAAUGCAUCGUUCGAUGACUACUUACGUCAAAGCUAUCUCUAAGCGCAAGGAAGGAGACGAUAAGGAGAAAACACUACCGAUUGCUCACUUGGGAAGUGUCAUGAUUCAGCAUGGCGAAGACUUUGAUUCUAAUUCCGACUUCGGUCGAUCUCUGGCUUUGACUGGAAGGGCCCACGAGAGGCUUGCCCGUAUCCAGGAUAGCUACUCCGUCCAAGCUAGCACCAGCUGGCUCGAGGCUCUUGAACGCAGUCUAGCUUCUUUGAAAGAGUACCAGAAUGCUCGUAAAAAACUAGAAAGCCGCCGCCUGGCCUAUGAUGCCUCCUUAGCUAAGAUGCAAAAAGCCAAAAAAGAGGACUUCCGGGUCGAGGAGGAGCUCCGCUCACAAAAAAUAAAAUAUGAGGAGACAAAUGACGAUGUCUACCGUCGAAUGAUGGAUAUCCAAGAAGCAGAGGGUGAAAAUUUGACGGACCUCACAGCUUUCAUAGACGCUGAGCUCAACUACCACGAGCGUUGUCGUGAAGUAUUGCUUCAGCUGAGAAACGAGUUGCCAGCAGCAAACCCACCAGUGUCACAGACGAACAGCCGUCGUCCUAGUCGAGCGCGCUCGAAUACGGCUCACUCGUACCAAGAGAGAUAUGAGCCAGUUCAGGAAGUCUCCCCUCCAUCMCCUCCCCGUCCGAUGAUCAAGGCGAGACGAUCGUCGACAUUUUUCGCGCAGAACGACGAUACACUGCAGGCACGACCGGAAUCCGUCUAUGCACGUCCAACGAUCAAUCGCGUCUCAACCUACGAUAGCACUACAUAUACACGCAACGACGAGUCUCAUACCCCCGGUCGAGUUCAUAGUGACCUUUCAGUUCGCACAGCCAGAACGAACCUGAGACCAGUCAGCAAGAUCUAUGAAGACUAUCAGGACAGCUCCUCGUAUGGAAAUGUGAGCCCGUAUGACGACAGAUCGGAGUCGUCUGCUGCGUCCCAAAAUGGUUACUUUUCACGCACACCCAGCUCAUCCGCCUUGAAUGCUACUUCACCUGGGGCGAAGAAGGGACCGCCUCCUCCUCCGCCAUCACGAGCAACCAAGCCUAAGCCUCCCCCACCACCUCCUCCAGCGAAGCGCAAUUUGAUCGGAGCGUAA